This is a messenger RNA of Mirounga angustirostris (Northern elephant seal), 4924 nucleotides long. It is a transcript of the gene STS, whose product is annotated as steroid sulfatase. The transcript has 10 exons. The coding region runs from base 380 to 2116 and encodes 578 amino acids. NCBI's taxonomy places the organism in Eukaryota, Metazoa, Chordata, Mammalia, Carnivora, Phocidae. The record is from RefSeq and is a predicted model, not a curated record. Gene Ontology annotation, molecular function: arylsulfatase activity.
GGCCGCCUGCGGGCAGCAAGAGGGCGCCCAGUGCUUGCAACCGAGGGUAGCUUCCCGACCUCUCGCGCAGCUGGGCCAACUUGCGGGCUGCGGUGGGGCGCCGGGCGAGCGCGGGGUGCGGCCGCGCGCUCUGCACUGCCAAGCCCCUCCCCAGGCGAAGCCUGAGCGGCGGUCACCGCGGGCAGCCGGGGCGCGGAGCAGGGCUCCUCCGCCUCCGCGGUACAGACAUCCGAGGCCGGGUGAUGCGCCGGGGCGAGAGGCGCUCCUGUGCACCCGCAGCCAGCAACAGCCCCCCCGGCCGGGUCACCCCGCCGCCUGCCGCAGCCCCCAAACGGCGGGCUGAGGACCCCCGCGCUGUGCGACGCUCCAAGCGAGGAAGAUGAGGAUCCGUGUCCUCCUCCUGCUGUUCCUGUUUGAGGCCCACAGCCACGCAGCCUCAAGGCCCAACUUCGUCCUGCUGAUGGCCGACGACCUUGGCAUCGGAGACCCUGGCUGCUAUGGGAACGAGACGCUCAGGACGCCCAAUAUUGACCGGUUGGCUGAAGGAGGAGUGAAGCUCACUCACCACUUGGCAGCUUCACCCCUGUGCACACCAAGUAGGGCAGCGUUCAUGACAGGCCGGUACCCCAUCCGAUCAGGAAUGGCAUCUGAGUCCCUCGUGGGGGUGUUUAUUUUCUCGGCCUCUUCUGGAGGACUUCCCACCAGUGAGAUUACCUUUGCCAAGCUUCUCAAGAAUCAAGGCUAUUCAACAGCUCUGAUAGGCAAGUGGCACCUUGGGACAAACUGUCACAACAAGACAGACUUUUGUCACCACCCCUUGAGCCACGGCUUUGACUAUUUCCAUGGGAUCCCCAUGACCAACUUGAGGGACUGCAAGCCCGGAGAAGGCAGCGUCUUCAGUGGAGGCAUCAGGGUGCUGGUCUUCAUCCCCCUUCAGAUCAUUGCGAUCACGCUCCUCACCUUGGCGGUGCUCAAGUUCCUUGGGCUGGCCCAUGUGCCCCCCGGGAUCUUCGUCUGCCUUCUCUGCCUGGCCGCCAUGAUACUCGGCCUUCUGGUGUGCUUCCUGCAUUACUUCCGGCCCCUAAACUGCUUCCUGAUGAGGAACCAUGAGAUCACCCAGCAGCCCAUAUCCUACGACAACCUCAUGCAGAGGCUGACGGCGGACGCGGUCCAGUUCAUACAACGGAACGCUGAGACGCCGUUCCUGCUGGUCCUGUCAUACCUCCACGUGCACACGGCCCUCUUCGCUUCCAAGGACUUCUCCGGCAAAAGCAAACAUGGUGCUUACGGUGACGCUGUCGAGGAAAUGGACUGGGGCGUUGGGCAGAUCUUGAAUGUUCUCGAUGAGUUGAAACUGGCUAAUAACACCCUCGUCUACUUCACCUCGGAUCAAGGAGCCCAUGUGGAAGAGGUGAGCACCAAGGGAGAAGUCCACGGAGGCAGUAACGGAAUCUAUAAAGGGGGGAAAGCAAACAACUGGGAAGGAGGUAUCCGGAUUCCGGGCAUUCUUCGGUGGCCAGGGGUGAUAAAGGCUGGGCUAGAGAUUGACGAGCCAACGAGCAACAUGGACAUAUUUCCUACGGUGGUCAACCUCGCAGGAUCUCCACUGCCCAAGGACAGAAUCAUCGAUGGACGGGACCUCAUGCCUCUGCUUCAAGGGAAGACCCAACUCUCCGAUCAUGAGUUUCUCUUCCAUUACUGCAACUUCUACUUAAACGCUGUGCGCUGGAGCCCUCGGAAUAGCACGUCCGUCUGGAAGGCCUUCUUCUUCACGCCCAAGUUCAGCCCCGAGGGCGCCAACGGGUGCUUUUCCACACACGUGUGUUUAUGCCACGGGCCGUUUGUGAACCAGCAUCACCCGCCGCUGCUCUUCGAUAUUUCCAGAGACCCCAGGGAGAGAAACCCGCUAUCGCCGACGACUGAGCCCCGCUUCCAGGAGAUCGUCGACGUCAUGCGGCGGGCCGCAGACCGCCACGCCGAGACCCUGCAGGAGGUCCCCAAUCAGCUGUCACUGGGCAACAUUCUCUGGAAGCCGUGGCUUCAGAUGUGCUGCUCGUCUUCCGGGCUGUCCUGCCAGUGUGACCGGGAGGAACAGGCCCGGAGGGCGAGCCACUAGGUGCACGUCUGGGGACAGAGGCCCGGCACCCUGUCGGCACCUCGGACUGGGAGCCUCUCUCCAUCUUACUGCCCAAAGGCUCCGUCAAGAGCCCCCCGGUUACGCCAGGGGGAAAGCAAAGUCUACGGUAUACACAGGGAUAAAUGCCAGACGUGGGGUUCCGUGGCCAAAAUUCUUAGAGUCCCGUAAGUGUGGGGGGUCAGGUGGGUGGUGAGGAGCAGAAGGUAUCAUGCUGACUCCUCUGCAGAUGAGCGGACCCAUGGCAUAAGGCGCCGUUACUCCACGAUGCCUUGUGGUGCAUCGGCCGCCAUGAUUUCCCUGGCACACCAAUAAACAACGGAAUAGCAUUUAAACAGCACUUACUGAAUCUUAAUAUAUGCAACCUAGAAUGAGUAAAGGACCAUCUUCUUCACCAAUAAUAGAUGAUGCUCAAUUGCAGUUUGAUUUGGAAGGCAGUUAUUAUCAGUGUUAUUUAGAGCACAUAUUAAAAACUAUGCAUGAUAGAUAUAUUUACAGAUACACAGUUUCUUUCCUCGGGAAUUCAGAGAUAUUUGAACUAUAAAACUAGAAGCUUCACACUAUUUAGGUAAAAGCAAGAGAGGUUCACAGAUAAGACUUUCCUCGUGCAGCAGACUUUUUUGUGAAAUCCUUCGGGAACCAUAAUCCCAAGACAAAUCUGUCCUGAAUGGAUUUCCGUUGCAUACUUUAUAGUGUUAUAUUUGGGUUUUACUGUUUCUUUGGUGAAUGGAAGUUCCCAGAUAAAGGCUACCUCGGGGAUAGUAUAGCACGAGGAAUCCCUCCCAAUGCAGUGCAGAAUUAUUGGCCUGGAAAGUGUGUUACUCAGCGGGGAGAACUCGUAAGGAGUCCAUGACCCUGGCACAAUAUCAUGAUACCUUUCGUUCUUGCAGAAUUUACUGAUGAGACCACAGUAGUUCAUAUAGGUACCUUUGUUUUUUACACUUGUAUUGUGUGGCUAACAAAUACCUGUGCCUUCCGUCCUCGAUGAGAUGUACAAUUUCGCUUUAAUCCUGCUUAUUCCGACAUCAGUAAUUGAGGGGCAGGGCAUCAGCAGGCCACGUAGGAGGCGGUGGGCAGUGGCUCUGUAGGAGGAAGGUCCUGAGUCUGCACCACCAGCCCCCACGGAGGAGAGGAUGCACCUGAGUAGAGGAUGCUCAUGUCACUCGAUCAGACUCUAGACAUCUGCCAACGGUAUCGUGGGGAUUCCUUUUCGGGUCAGUGGAGAGGACCUGCUGUUCCGUGCUUAUCCAUUCGUCUCUUUAGUGCACAUGUCUGAGCAUUCCCUCUUGGCCCAGUGUUUGCUCUGUUCCGGGAGACGGCAGAUCGAUGCAAAGCCUGGACCCCGCGUGGCCCUGUGGAGAGAAUGUGUGCUCUCAGACGCCCUGACCGUGGGCCACACGUCUCUCCACGUGUUCCCCACCCCGGGAAGAACUUCCAAAUCCAGUAGUAUUACUGCAUUUCCUCUUGAGAUCCGUGAUUUCACAUUUUACAUCUUUCUUUUCUUACAACCUACAAGUGAUGUUUUUUUUUCCUCCCCUCCCCGGGAAAGGUUGAAGGUUGGCGAGCAAACGGGUUUCUUAUUUUUCAUGUGGAUUUCUAACUCCAGAAGUGGCUGAGAAUCUGUCCUGUUGCUUUAGGAACCUUCGCUAACGACUGUACUAGCUUGUUAAUAACGGGGUGGGGUUAUUGCUGGUAUUACUAUGCAGAAACUAUUUAAAACCACUAUUACAAACUUCGGUAUUACGCUGAUCAUGUUUACUCAAAGUUUAACACACUCAAUGCAAGUGGACUCUUCUAGACAACACUUCAGGGGGUGGGGAUGUGUGUUGGAGGAUUAAGUGAAAGGAAGCACUUUUAUAGAAUAUGUGAAUACGUAUGUAUGUGUAGAGUUGUUCAGUCUGUACUGAAUGUUCGCAGCCAAUGAAGGACAUAUACCUCUAGAAAUAAAAUCAGCUUUAAAGUAUUUGCCUUAAGGGGCGCCUGGGUGGCUCACAUGAUUAAGCGUCUGCCUUUGGCUCAGGUCAUGAUCUCAGGGUCCUGGGAUCGAGUACCCUAUCGGGCCCCCUGCUCAACGGAGAGCCUGCUUCUCCCUCUCCCUCUGCCGCUCCCCCUGCUUCUGUGUUCUCUCUUUCUCUCAAAUAAGCAAAUAAAAUCUUAAAAAAAAACUAUUGGCCUCAAAAUAACUUAUGACUGUUAUGAAUCAGGGUAUUGGAAAAUCAAAUUUAUUCAUGAUAAGCAUAAUUCUUAGGUUUCAACCCACUUGCCAUCUGAAAGUUUUGCUUGGGGUCCACAGCAGGACAUUGGAAUUCUUUUUUCAGCAGACACCUAGCAAGCCUUCUUUAUGACCUAGUUUGUUUUGUUUUUACGAGUCUGUAAGAGGCUACUUGUUUUCAAAACAUCUCACUGGUAUUGCCUCUUGAGUUGUACGUCUAAACCUUACUGGGUUUUGGAGCUUUAAACAGAUUCUUUUAAAAGAAAGAAGGCUUUCUAUUCGUAGCAUGUCCUAGCUAACAUCCUAAGCAAACAGGAACUAUGGACAGACCUCAUUUCCCAAGGUCAGUAACCCUGCGUGAAAAGCAGAAUCGCAGCCUGCAUCGUGAAGGAUUCAAGAAAAGAAACAGACAUCGGAUUGUCCUGGAGGACGUACAGGGGAGAGGGGAGAAAAGAUGCAGGGAAAGGACUUGGUCCACGUCUGAGAGAUGCCGUCUGUAAAGUGACGCACCUGCUUAAGGUUUCUGAAAACACCGUUCUGAUGUCCAUGCAAAAGUAAAAUAAAAUUUUCCUUGGCGA